UGAACAGAGUUAUUUUAAAUUUUAUCAUCGUGGCCAGUGGCGCACCUUCAGGGAGAGAGAGAGCACAAUGAGAGCCAUCUCUGGAAGGAGCGGCUUUAGAGAAUGAAGGCUGUUUCAGAAGAACACAGAGAAAGAGGAAUUUAAAAAUAGAAAGUGGAAACCUUUUGCUCUGAAAAGGCACGAAAAGAUUUGAAAGGGUUCUAGCUGAAUCCUCUUUUUUUUUUUUUUCUGAAUUGAUUUUCAUCUGGGGUCUGAAAAUCACCAAAAAUCUCACGCCUUUUUCACCUGGGUCGUGGCUGUUACUGCUGCUUUCCUUGGCCCUUUUUGUUUUCUGGGUAUGUCACAAAUGAGAGAGAUCGAGGGUGAUCUCUUAGAUCGAAAGAUGGAAUCUGGAGAGGUCAUGGUGUGAUUUGGGGGCUAGGGUUUUCUCUUCGCACGGUCAUGGCGGUGACAGGUUUUGUUUGGAUCUAAGGGUGAUCUUGGUUACACUGUGGUUUUGUCAGAAAAAUGGAACUUAAAAAGCUUGAAGAUUGCGGUCUUGUCUGGUUGAUCUCUCUGCUCCUACUGAAUCCAUUAUGGCUUGCCUCCUCCAACGUGGAAGGUGAUGCACUUCACAGUUUGAGAGCUAAUUUGAUUGACCCGAGUAACGUCUUGCAAAGCUGGGACCCUACCCUUGUCAAUCCGUGCACUUGGUUUCAUGUAACAUGUAAUAACGACAACAGUGUUAUAAGAGUUGAUCUUGGAAACGCUGCUUUGUCUGGUCAAUUGGUUCCCCAGCUUGGUCUACUCAAGAAUUUGCAGUACUUGGAGCUUUACAGUAAUAACAUAUCGGGUCCUAUUCCAAGCGAUCUGGGGAACCUAACAAACCUAGUGAGUUUGGAUCUUUAUUUAAACAGCUUCACUGGUCCUAUUCCAGACUCUCUGGGCAAACUCUCAAAGCUGCGGUUUCUUCGGCUCAACAAUAACAGUCUUAGCGGACCGAUUCCCAUGUCAUUGACUAAUAUCUCAACCCUUCAAGUAUUGGAUCUAUCAAAUAACCGUCUCGCUGGUUCUGUUCCCGACAAUGGCUCCUUCUCGCUUUUCACUCCUAUCAGUUUUGCUAACAACUUGGAUCUUUGUGGCCCGGUUACCGGCCGUCCCUGCCCUGGAUCUCCUCCAUUUUCUCCUCCACCGCCAUUUAUACCGCCACCCCCUGUUCCUACACCAGCUGGGUAUAGUUCCACGGGAGCAAUUGCUGGAGGAGUUGCUGCUGGUGCUGCUUUGCUGUUCGCAGCUCCUGCUUUAGCGUUUGCUUGGUGGCGCAGAAGAAAACCUCUAGAAUUCUUUUUUGAUGUACCAGCCGAGGAAGAUCCCGAAGUUCAUUUGGGACAGCUCAAGCGGUUCUCUUUGCGAGAACUGCAAGUUGCGACCGAUGGUUUCAGCAACAAGAACAUAUUGGGCCGAGGUGGGUUUGGGAAGGUCUACAAGGGUCGUCUUGCCGAUGGUUCAUUGGUCGCCGUCAAAAGACUUAAAGAAGAGCGUACACCCGGCGGCGAGCUUCAGUUUCAGACAGAGGUGGAGAUGAUAAGCAUGGCGGUUCAUAGGAAUCUACUAAGAUUACGCGGGUUCUGUAUGACCCCGACUGAGAGACUUCUCGUCUAUCCUUACAUGGCUAAUGGAAGCGUCGCUUCGUGCUUAAGAGAACGUCCCCCGUCUCAGCCACCUUUAGAUUGGCCUACGCGAAAGCGGAUUGCGUUAGGAUCGGCGAGAGGACUGUCUUACUUACACGAUCAUUGUGACCCGAAAAUCAUUCAUCGUGAUGUGAAAGCUGCGAACAUUCUCUUGGACGAGGAAUUCGAGGCUGUGGUGGGUGAUUUCGGGCUGGCCAAGCUGAUGGAUUACAAAGACACGCACGUCACCACGGCGGUGCGGGGAACGAUCGGGCACAUAGCUCCCGAGUAUCUCUCCACGGGAAAAUCGUCAGAGAAGACUGACGUUUUCGGUUACGGAAUCAUGCUUCUCGAACUGAUCACGGGUCAAAGAGCGUUUGAUCUCGCUAGACUGGCAAAUGACGACGAUGUUAUGCUUCUUGAUUGGGUGAAAGGCCUAUUAAAGGAGAAGAAACUGGAAAUGCUCGUGGAUCCUGAUCUGCAGAACAAUUACACAGAAUCAGAAGUAGAACAGCUCAUCCAAGUGGCUCUUCUCUGCACACAAAGCUCGCCAAUGGAAAGACCCAAGAUGUCAGAGGUUGUACGGAUGCUUGAAGGCGACGGUCUCGCCGAGAAAUGGGACGAGUGGCAGAAAGUGGAGGUUCUCAGACAAGAAGUGGAACUCGCACCUCAUCCCGGUUCGGAUUGGAUCGUUGAUUCGACAGAUAAUCUUCAUGCAGUUGAGUUGUCUGGUCCAAGAUGAGACAUUUUUUUUAUGUAUCAAUCUGACACAACAUAAGAGAGAAGGGAACAGAGGGAAACAAAAGGGUCCCUGAUUUUUUUUUUCUUGAGAUUUUUUAGGGCUUUUUUCUGUUUUUUUUUUUCACGAGAGAAUAGCAAUUGAAGUGUUGUGUAAGCUCAUCAUCUUCGUCUUGUAUUCA
Messenger RNA from Tarenaya hassleriana, 2569 nucleotides. RefSeq names its product somatic embryogenesis receptor kinase 2. The record is from RefSeq and is a predicted model, not a curated record. Gene Ontology annotation, biological process: protein phosphorylation. The transcript is spliced from 11 exons. NCBI's taxonomy places the organism in Eukaryota, Viridiplantae, Streptophyta, Magnoliopsida, Brassicales, Cleomaceae. Gene Ontology annotation, molecular function: protein binding; protein kinase activity; ATP binding. Bases 508 to 2391 code for a protein of 627 amino acids.